Molecule: messenger RNA, 666 nt
Organism: Penaeus monodon (black tiger shrimp)
Lineage: Eukaryota; Metazoa; Arthropoda; Malacostraca; Decapoda; Penaeidae
Product: antifreeze protein Maxi-like
Exons: 1
Source: RefSeq, a predicted model, not a curated record
GGGCCCAGCGCCGCCGACAUCGCUAACCAGGCUGCCGCGCAGGCCUCCGCCGCCGCCGCCGGCCUCAAGGGCGCUGCCGCAGGCGCUGCCGGUGCCGCAGCCAACCAGGCCGCCGCCAUCGCCGCCGCCGCCUCGCAGACAGCUCAGGCCGCCGCCGCCCAGAAGCAGUCGCAGGCCGCCCAGCUGACGCAGGCCAGACAGGGCGCCCACGCUGCCGCCUUCGCCGAGUCCUCCCUGUCGGGGCAGGCCGCCGCCGCCGAGGAGGCGGCCGAGAACACGCACAAGCUCGCCCUGUCGGUGGCCGGCGACCUGGCCGCCGCCAGGCAUGAGGCGCAGGCCGUGGUGGCGCAGGCCUUCCAGGCGCUGCAGGCUGCGCGGGACGUGCGGGCCACGCAGGCCGCCAUGGCGUGGCAGGCGCAGCAGGCCGCCCAAGCCCUGGGCCUGCAGCAGAACGUGGUCGUGAGCGACCUGCAGUCCGCCCUGGGCGCCGCGGCGCAAGCGCAGGCGGCGUCCGCCAAGGCGCUGGCCAAGGCCAAGGGCAGCGGAGGCGGGUACAGCGGCGGGUUUGGAGGCGGGUUCGGGUACGGCCACUGAACCCACACACUGCUUGCACAGGCUCUGGGACGUGUACAUAGAUCACAUGACGAAUAAAUCUGCUUGAAUUUA